AACUUCAACCAGCUCAUAAAGAUCAAGCAUACUGCUUUCCACAAAAAGGUAGAUCUUACGAUGUCCGAAGCCGACAAACAAGACUAUUGUCGAACGUACAUUGUGUUUCCCAGUACAGUGUACAGCAUCACCAAGACAUUCCUUGUAGAUGCUGGACUUCAAAACUCAUACUUGUCUCAGAUCCCCAUGCUCAUUAAGGCCUCUGUCAACAGAGUUGGAGCUGGUAUGGUCAGGAAAGGUCUUGCCCUCAAACUUCACGUUUAUAUCAAUGACUGUCAGUCACUA
Messenger RNA from Phanerochaete carnosa HHB-10118-sp, 285 nucleotides. RefSeq lists its product as uncharacterized. The transcript has 2 exons. NCBI's taxonomy places the organism in Eukaryota, Fungi, Basidiomycota, Agaricomycetes, Polyporales, Phanerochaetaceae. The record is from RefSeq and is a predicted model, not a curated record. The annotation marks the transcript as partial.